Ziziphus jujuba (common jujube) is the source of this 2441-nucleotide messenger RNA. RefSeq lists its product as uncharacterized. The transcript has 2 exons. The record is from RefSeq and is a predicted model, not a curated record. The coding region runs from base 1134 to 1670 and encodes 178 amino acids. Lineage: Eukaryota; Viridiplantae; Streptophyta; Magnoliopsida; Rosales; Rhamnaceae.
AUGCUGGAAGAAAAUGUUUUAGUUUCGGUUUCACGGCGUCUCUCUCUCUAGCCCCUCCACUUACUCCCUUUCUUUUCUUUCUCUCUCGUCUCUGCAAAAUCCUGGAAAAAGUUUUUCACUUUUUGCAAAAACAAAGUAUCUGAUAAAACAAUUAAAUGGCACUUUUUUCCCCAUAAAACAAAUAUUUCUUAAGUUUUAUUGUCUUCUAAGCUUUCGUUUCAGAUCUGUUGAUUGUGGGCUUUCCAUUAUUAAUUUGGUUUUUCAAUUCAAGUGGUUGGAUUUUUUUUUUUUUUUUUUUGGGUUUGAAGAAAAAAUAUAUAUAUUUCUUUUUGCUGGGGUGGUGGGUUUAUUGAUUUGUCUGAGACAUAGAUGUUAGAGAGAGAGAGAGAGAGAGAGAGAGAGAGAGAGAGGAAGAGCUAGGAUUAGAUUUAAAGAAGGAGAAUGGAGAAAAACAUGCAAGCAAGAUUGUAAAGCAGGGAAGAGAAAGAAGCUCGGGAAAUGUGAUGAGCAAGAAAGAUGAUAUUGUUCCUUGAGAUUUGAAGUCCAGAGGAGAAAAGGAGAAGCAGUCCGUUUGGUAGAGAGAGAAAGAGGCGUUCGGUUUGUUUGUUUAUGUGGAAGGUAUUCCACGUGUCAUACAAUCAUAGGCAGGAGUAUAAAAAAACUCAGUACUCGGGGAGUACUAGAGUUUUUUCAGGGUAUUACAUGUUUGCAUAUUAUUUAUUUAUUUAUUUUUUUUCCUUCGGUCACUCCUCACUAUACUUUCAUUUUGGACCCAAAAAAAUAUUUGAUCAUUUUUGGGCCUUGUUUGCCGACUAAGCAAGUCCACCAUCAUACGUGAAACACGUAGCUUUUGCCUCAAUGAUGAUUAGUGAACAGGAUCUCCUUUCUCCGAUUACUUUGGCAAAGAAAUCUUCGACCUUCACUUUAACAUCUCCCCCUAUUCCCCGCAAAAACUUUCAAUUUGAUUCCGCUUCUCAACUGGGUGGUUUUUGUUUUCUUUAUUAUUCCCUCUUCAUUUUUAUACAUUAUCUACCAAAAAAGUUUUUUUUUUUUUUUUUUUUUAGAUUCUUUUUGGGUUUUAUGGGUUUGAUAAGAAAUUUUUUUUUCUACCUAUUAUAGAUAGAUAGACGUUGAUGUCUGUGUCUGAUAAGGAGAUCUCCAGCGUUGGUAUUAGUGGUGGUGGUGGUGAAGGUGGUGGUGGGUGUGGAGGUAAUGAUGGCGAUGAAGACGACGAUGAGAGUGGUUGUGUUUGUGGGGUCCAUGCCAACGAGGAUCGCAGAACGAAACAGAGAGGGUAUGGCUUCGGUGGGUUUGGAAGAAAUUUGGGAAAAGCAAAGCAGGUGGUCCUAAAUCCAUUCACCAAAGCAAGAAAGCAUCUUUCCAUUAGAAAACAAAAAAGGGCAUUUCUUCCUUCUUCUUCUUCUUCUGCAGCUCAAAAUGCUGUUGCUUCUUCAGGAAAUGGGAUUGGAGGAGAUGGUGGUUCUGGUGGUAAAGGUUGUUACUUUUGUUUCAAGCGACCUCUAACUUUGGAAUCACCAAUUGGGUCUCGAACCAGUGAUCCAAAUGAUCCAGAUUUCACUUAUGAUAUGUUGAAAGUUCUCAUUGAGCAGAGUGAUUUCUAUUCCAGGGAAUGCAAUCCCCACUUAGAUAUUGAUUCCAUUGCUGACUGAGGGAGCUAUUUGACCAAUAUCAUCUCUAUUGUUGAUUCUGCAUUUUUUUUUUUUUUUUUUUUUUUUUUUUUGUUUUCGAUGAUGAUGAUGCUAUUGUGUGGUUGUUAAAUUUGAGAGUUUUUCUCGGAAAGUCUGAAGAGAUUAGAGAAAUUUUGGUGUUGAAGAGAAGUGUCAACAGGUUUUUUCAAAUUAGAACCUUUCUUGUUCACUGGUUCAUGAUAAUGGGUUUAGACUUUCAAUAGGAUUACGGAAGAAUUUUGGUUUAAGCUGUCUUAAAUUAUAUGCAUUGAGAUUGAGGAAAUUUGGCUAGUUUUGAUGUUGUUUUCAAGAGGUUCUGUCAAACGAUGGCUUAUAGAGAACAAAGCUUGGUCGCCAUUCCGUUGUUUUGUUGGAAUGGAAUGGAAAUUCAUAUUCAACUUUUUCAUUUUGUUAUGGUUCACAAAAUCUUAUAUCUUGUGCUUCCUUCUGAAGAAGUUGAAGAUAAUUGGAUUAAAUUGCUGAACCAGGUGCCACCAUAGUCAGAAGCAAGUUGAAGCUGUGUAACCAAAGCAGGGCUUGUAUGUAAAACGAGAAUUCUUUCAAGUUUAAUUUUUCUUUUGUUGGUCCAAAAAAAUUCAAUUAGUAUCUGAUUAGCAUUUCAUUUCAUUUUGUAUAGUUCGGAAACAUAACCCAUACCACGAAGGGUUAUUUUUACAUGUAGAUUAAUAGAAUGUAAAGUUACACGUUUCGAAUGGAACAAUUAAGUGCAACUUUCUAUUUUCUUGUUUAAAA